AUGCUGAAUGAAGCGUCCGGUGGAGUUCCUCCAGCCGGGAAUCGAGCGGCAAAUGCCGGAGGCGGAGCGCCUUCAGCUCCAUUUGCCAUCAACAGCAGUAUCCCGUUUCCAGCGCCCUUGAAACUGGACGGAAACAUGAAAGAGAACUUCUGCGACGAGUUCGAAAUUUAUAUGAUUGCAUCGGGACUCGAAGUACGGGAAGAACGGGUAAAAAUAGCAACCUUCAAAGCAGCUCUAGGAAUGGAAGCGCGCAAAAUCUUCAAUCUAUGGCCGCUAACACCACAGGAAAGGGACACUGUACAGGCGUGUUUGGCUUCACUUGCGAAGUACAUGGUUCCGCAGAAGGACGUCAAACUAGCUCGCUACGAGUUCUUCCAGUGCCGUCAACAACCAGCUAGCGACGAAAAACCGGCAGAGAGUGUGAUGCAUUUCAUCAACAGGGCGCGCGAGCUGGUCAAGAACUGCAACUUCGGUAAUCUGGAGGAUGAAAUGCUCCGCGAUAGUAUCAUUACCGGUAUUUUGGAUACAAACUUGAAGAAGCGGUUCAUUGAGCAACAAAAUUUGACGUCGGCAAUGGUCAUCGCACAGUGCCAAACGGAGGAAGCUACACGGUCGGAGAUGGAACACCAUAACUGGCUGCAACCGGCAGCAGCGUCCGCGCACUCCAUCGACAGAUUGGAUAGCGGUAAGAAAACAAAAAAGUGCAACUUUUGCGGCAAAGGAUUCCACAGCAAACUAACGGAGUGUCCAGCUCGAGGAGCUGUUUGCAACUACUGCAAACAAAGGAACCAUUUUGCGGUAGUAUGUCGGAAGAGACAGGAAGAUCAACAGCAACAGCAUCGGAAGAAAACCUCCAGGAAUCAAGGCAGCGUUCGAAAAGUAGAGCUGGAAGAUCGGGACAUGGAUGAAGGGGUCAGGAGCGACGAGUCAUGCGAAUCGGUUCAGUAUCUCUACCCAGUCAAGCAUGAUGGGGAAUCCGUUCUACAAACCGGCAUCAAGUUUUACGAUGAAAACAAUCGUCCUGUUGUAGUGAAAUGCAUCCUGUACUCAGGGGCAUCGUGCAACCUAAAACUGGACAGCGAGCAAGCUGUGCUGAGAGCCUUUGGUGGAGGAUCCCUGAAGUCUUUGGAAAGGACUGUAAUACCCUGCGAGCAUCGCAACCAACGAUACAAAGUGGUAUUCCAUGUCGUCGAUUUCGAGCAACCCCCACUACUUUCCAAGGAAACGUGUUUGGCGCUACAGCUCAUCAAGUUGUGUUACUCCAUCAAAUCGGAACAAACAGGUUCAGCUGAGCACAUUAUCGAAAGGUAUCCAGAGGUAUUCCAUGGUCUUGGCAAGUUCUCCGGGACCCUUAGUUUGGAGGUGGAUGACAACAUUAAGCCAUCCGUUCAGCAUCCACGUAGAAUAGCGGUAACACUGCGGAAGGAUCUGGAGCGAACGCUAAAUGAAAUGGAGCAGCAAGGUGUGAUCGUAAAAGAAGAGGAUAACACCGAUUGGGUCAGCAAUCUCGUGCUGGUUAAGCGCAAUAAUAAAAUACGCGUUUGUCUUGAUCCGAUCAUUUUGAACAAGGCUCUCAAGCGACCACACUACCCGAUGCCAACGGCUAACGAGCUGUUGCACGAAUUGACAAAUGCAAAGGUUUUCUCUACCCUAGAUGCGAAGUGUGGAUACUGGCAAGUUUGUCUAGAUGAGCAAAGUUCCAAACUCACGACAUUCUGGACGCCUUUCGGACGCUAUCGAUGGCUGAGGAUGCCAUUCGGUACAUCACCUGCACCGGAAAUAUUUCAGAAGAAAUUGCACGAGGUUCUUCAUGGCUUGCGAGGAGUGCGAGCACUUGCGGACGACAUGCUCAUAUUUGGCUGCGGAGAUACCGUCGAAGAAGCAGUGUUGGACCAUAACCGUUGUCUGGAAGCGUUUCUGCAGCGUGUCAAGCAACAAAACAUCAAGCUGAAUAUCGACAAGGUUAAGUUGUGCCGUGAAAACGUGAAAUUCUUCGGUCAUGUACUGACGUCAGCUGGUGUGAAGGCGGAUCCGGACAAGAUCAGCAGUAUCCUUGCUAUGGAACGCCCAAAGGAUGUCACAGCAUUGCAGAGAUUCUUGGGUACCAUCACAUAUUUGUCCAACUACCUCCCAAGUCUAUCAACAGUGGCGGAACCGUUGCGUCGUCUGACGAAAAAGGAUGAACCGUGGUCGUGGAAUUGCGAACAGGAGAGUGCGUUCCUCCAACUGAAAGCGAUGGUGACGUCAGCGCCGGUCCUACGGUAUUUUGACUCCAAUAAGGACGUUGUCAUCCAGUGUGAUAGCAGCAGCGUUGGGCUGGGAGCAGUGUUGAUGCAGGACGGGCAUCCAAUCGUCUAUGCAUCGAAAACCCUUAGCAGCACGGAGCGAAAAUACGCCCAGAUUGAAAAUGAGACCCUUGCUAUCCUGUUCGCCUGCCGCAAGUUCGAGCUUUACAUCCUGGGAAGGCCAGUCACGGUGGAAACGGACCACCAACCAUUGCUGAGGAUCUUCAAAAAGCCACUGGUUGAAGCUCCCCUCCGAAUUCAGCGAAUGUUGUUAGCUCUACAACGAUACCAGAUAACACUUCGUUUCACGCCAGAUGACAGGCUAACGCAGAUUACAGCUGAAUCUCGCAACGAUCCAGAAAUUCAGUCAUACACUACAUCAUUGACGGAUGGCCGAGCAAAAAUGAUGUACCGGAGGCGAUGAAAGUGUACUGGCCGUACCGCGAUGAGUUUAGUACUCACAACGGAUUAGUGUACCGGAACGACCGAAUCUUGGUGCCAAGGAAGCUGAGGGGUCUAAUAUUGAAGAAACUGCACCAAUCCCACACGGGGAUCGAAGCAACGGUCAAACUAGCUCGCGAUACAGUUUUUUGGCCAGGCUUGAACGAUCAAAUCCGUCAAACGGUUCAGAACUGCGAUGUCUGUAUGAAGUUUUCAGCAAAUCAGCAACCGCAGCCGAUGCAGAGUCAUCAAAUACCAUGUUAUCCGUUUCAGAAGGUAAGCAUGGAUUUGUUCGAGGUCGAGUUAGAUGGGCGGAAGUCGUUUUACCUGAUAACUGUGGAUCACUUCUCGGAUUAUUUUGAGCUUGACGAGCUGAAAUCAAUGACUACAGGAGCUAUUAUCGGAGCGUGCAAAAGAAAUUUCGCUCGGUUUGGACGGCCUCAGAUCGUAACCACCGAUAACGGCGUGCAGUUUGUGAGCGAAGAAUUUCGAAAGUUUGCAGUCGAGUGGAGCUUCCAGCAAACAGUUUCUGCCCCGUAUCACCAGCAAGCGAACGGCAAGGCCGCAUCAGCUGUUAAAAUUGCCAAGUCACUACUCAGGAAGGCGUUUGAGUCAAAGUAGGACUUCUGGGAAGUAUUGUUACAGUGGAGGAAUACUCCCAACAAAGUGGGCAGCUCUCCUGUCCAACGCUUGAUGCAUCGACGAACCCGUUUUGGAAUUCCCUUGGCGGAGCAGAAGUACCAGCCCAAGAUUGAAGAAGAUGUAAAGGAGAAGCUACAACGCAACCGACAGGAGGCAAAAUAUCACUACGACCGUAAAGCUAAGGUAUUGCCGCCCGUUUUCGUAAAACUCACACCAACCGAGAAGGAAUGGACGCCUGCGACCGUAGUUGAUCCAGUUUCCGACCGUUCUACUGUUGUGGAUGUGAAUGGUCAUGAGUAUCGCCGGGACAACGUUAUGAUCAAGCCAGCACAGCAGAUUCCGAAACAAGAGACCACCGGAUGAGAUGCAGAGUUGCAGUCAUCAACAUCUGAACAACGUAGUUCUGCAAAAUCUCCAGGCAGAGAAGAACGUAUACGUCCACAGAGAACCACGAGGCUUCCACGCAGAUUUGACGACUACGAAACGUAUUGAUGAUAAGCAGUUUUAAUACGAAAAGGGAGAUGUUAGAGAAUGGACUACCUUCACAUCUACAUUCAAAAACUUUAUUUUGUAUUAACUUAAUUUACUAAUCUCACCAACCUUGUAUUCUUUGAAUAAAUAAAAACCAGUUCAGUUAUAACCACAAA
Messenger RNA from Aedes albopictus (Asian tiger mosquito), 4015 nucleotides. RefSeq lists its product as uncharacterized. The transcript has 3 exons. The coding region runs from base 1 to 2709 and encodes 902 amino acids. The record is from RefSeq and is a predicted model, not a curated record. NCBI's taxonomy places the organism in Eukaryota, Metazoa, Arthropoda, Insecta, Diptera, Culicidae.